CACUCCUCCCCGUCAGUCCCGGAAGCCCGUGAUCCCGGCCCGGCCUGGCUGUGCUGUGUGCGGCCGCCCCUCUCCUCCUGCGAGCGGCCUCCCGCCGCCUCCCUAGCCCGGGGCUGCGGGGCCUGACCUCCAGACCCCCAGCAGCUAUGCCGGGUCCGCAGGCCGGGAGCAGAGCUCGCGUUUAUGCCGACGUGAACAGCUUGAGGAGCCGCGAAUACUGGGACUAUGAGGCGCACGUCCCCAACUGGGGGAAUCAAGAGGACUACCAGCUGGUGAGGAAGCUUGGCCGUGGCAAGUACAGUGAGGUGUUUGAAGCGAUAAACAUCACCAAUAAUGAGAGGGUGGUGGUAAAGAUCCUAAAGCCUGUGAAGAAGAAGAAAAUCAAAAGAGAGGUAAAGAUAUUGGAGAAUUUGCGCGGGGGCACCAACAUUAUCCGUCUCCUGGACACCAUUAAAGAUCCUGUGUCCAAGACUCCAGCUCUGGUGUUUGAAUAUAUUAAUAAUACAGACUUCAAGCAGCUGUACCAGAUCCUGACUGACUAUGAUAUCCGCUUUUACAUGUAUGAGCUGCUGAAGGCUCUGGAUUACUGCCACAGUCAGGGUGUAAUGCACCGAGAUGUGAAGCCACACAACGUCAUGAUUGAUCACCAGCAGAAAAAGCUGCGGCUCAUAGACUGGGGAUUGGCUGAGUUCUAUCACCCAGCUCAGGAGUAUAAUGUGCGCGUCGCCUCGCGAUAUUUCAAGGGUCCGGAGCUAUUGGUUGAUUAUCAGAUGUAUGACUACAGUCUAGACAUGUGGAGUCUUGGGUGUAUGCUUGCCAGUAUGAUCUUCCGCAAGGAACCAUUUUUUCAUGGACAAGACAAUUAUGACCAGCUUGUGCGAAUUGCCAAGGUUUUGGGCACUGAUGAUCUGUAUGGAUACCUGAAGAAAUAUCACAUAGAGCUGGAUCCUCACUUCAAUGACAUUCUGGGACAACAUUCUCGGAAACGCUGGGAGAAUUUCCUGCACAGUGAGAACAGACAUCUGGUGAGUGCAGAGGCUCUGGACAUGCUGGACAAGUUACUGCGCUAUGACCAUCAACAGAGACUGACUGCACGUGAGGCCAUGGAGCAUCCCUACUUCUAUCCGGUGGUAAAGGAGCAGGCAGCGGCUCAGACAGAUAGUAACCUGCUCCCUGGUAGCCUCUCCACAGCGCGAUGAGAACUGGGGAUAGUGGGAUGCUGCUGCUGAUGUCAUCUGGUUUUAAUGGGCGGAGCCAGGCAUACGUACUGGAGCACUUCCUGGUUUUGGCUGCAGUGGAUGUGGACAUUAUGACCCAGCAGCACCAGAACCCAGUUCCCUUAUUUUAGUAAGAUGAUGGACCGGUCAGAGCUCCUUCAGAAAUCCAGCCAUGAGUGAUACCUGGGGGACAACCCUCCGCCCUACCCCUGCCCAUGUUGUGUUCGAGGAUGGGAAGCUUCUGUGUACCUUGAUUUAACCCUUUGCCUUCUGGACAGAGCUUCCUUGUAGGGUUGUCAGGUCAAACCAGGGUGAGCUGAGCCUCUGCGAUGAAACAAGGGCCCGGCCUAGAUAGCAGUGGAGACGGGGUCCCCCCUGCCCCCAUUCCUGUGAUGUUACAAGGUGGAGCCGCCUCUCCUGAAGCAGCAAUACACCCUCCCCCCCCCCCCCCCCCCCCCCCCACCUUUCCAUCAUCAUCAUUUCUCACAUUCUUGUGUUAGUUUUUUUUUUUUUUUUAAUUGACCAAUAUCCAGGGAUGUUUUUAGUUCUGGUGCCAAGAUCCCAGGUGCUGCCAGUCUUACUAUAGCCACUGUGUUACUGCAAAGGAGGGUGCGGCACGUUAACUGCUUGAAGAGAUGUGAACAUCACUUGAUCCCCUCUGUUAGGGGCAAGGGGGUUCAUUGAUUGUCUGUGGUGCACCAUUGCCCAAUCUCCAGUGACAUGGCGUGUGUUAUAAGCUACCUCGGAGACCAGGUCCUGGUGUAUGUUCAGAUCUGCUGCCUGUGCAAUUCAUCUGGGAUGCAAGUUCCUAAAUAUACUUCUUCGUGUGAAGGAAUAUGAGUGUCCUCUGUCUCGGUGAGCAAGUAAACGCGAGUCAUAUUGUGCAAUGCCCUGCACGGAGACACAGCUAGGCUGCAGCUCUCCACCAGGUGGCACUAGUGCAGCAUGAAACCUUGGAGGGCAGCAGCCAUUGUUGGGGUGCUGAAUCUCCACAUUGUUCCCCAUUCUCAGGUGGGGUGGGCCCUUUUUAUUUUUCACUAUUAUUUCUCCUCUUUUCCCUGGCCUGUGUGGACAUGAAGGAUCAGACCCUGGACGAGGGGAGUCCAGUCUAUAAAUACCUCUGUUCAGCA
Molecule: messenger RNA, 2347 nt
Organism: Hyla sarda
Lineage: Eukaryota; Metazoa; Chordata; Amphibia; Anura; Hylidae
Gene: CSNK2A2
Product: casein kinase 2 alpha 2
Exons: 12
Coding region: 147-1199 (350 amino acids)
Biological process (GO): regulation of chromosome separation; protein phosphorylation
Cellular component (GO): protein kinase CK2 complex; cytosol; nucleus
Molecular function (GO): protein serine/threonine kinase activity; ATP binding
Source: RefSeq, a predicted model, not a curated record